Molecule: messenger RNA, 3507 nt
Organism: Myripristis murdjan (pinecone soldierfish)
Lineage: Eukaryota; Metazoa; Chordata; Actinopteri; Holocentriformes; Holocentridae
Exons: 2
Coding region: 1-3507 (1168 amino acids)
Source: RefSeq, a predicted model, not a curated record
AUGUCCGAUGCUAAGGCUUCCACCGCAGCAGAGGAGAAGACACCGGCACGGGUGUGUCCCUGCGGGAACAAUAUCUCACACGGUGACACUCACCUGUUGUGCGUCAUGUGUCUGGGGCUGAAACACGCCCAAGCCGCCUUCGGGUCGGAGGAUUGCUCUCACUGCAGCAGGCUAACCCUCAAGGUGCUUCGUCGCCGGCUGACUCGUUUGACCAAUUUGGCGGGCAACGAUCCAGUCCUGGCACCCACGACUACGUCCCAGGAGGCCAUGCAGCUCUCUGAAGCAGUGGCCCCCGCCGACCAAGCUGCACCAAGCUGGGGGGAUCAGCUCGAUCUCCUCGACCCACUGCUCCCGGGGUUUUCCGACACGGCAGGUCCAUUUGAUUACCUAGCCGAGCAGGAGGACUGCGGCUCGGAGGGUGGGUCGGAACUCCUCAUGUCCGACGAAGAGGAGGACGACGGCUCUUCCCUGUCACUGUCGCAUCGGGUUGAAAAACCCAGACCCCCACCGGAGGCUGCGGCAAGCGGGGACCAGUCUUCCUCAGGUCAGGACCUGGACUUACUGGAAGUGUACAAACGCGCAGCCGAAAAGCUGCAAAUCCAGUGGCCUGAGGUCCAAAUUGAGGGGACGCGGUCGCUCUUUGAUGGGAAGAGACUACUCAAAAUCAAGAGGACGGGAAAACAACUCCUGCCGGUUCUCCCGGAGUUACUGGAGGAGCUGUCCUUGUCUUGGCGCAGCAAGCCAUAUAGGGAGAAACACCCUGUGGCGGGCAGCUCCAUCCUGGAUUGUGAGGGCAUGGAAAACAACGGCCUCCGCAACAUCCCACCGGUGGAACAGGUGGUGGCGGCGCAUCUCCACCCGAAGACAUCCCUGGCUUCGCCGGGCGCGGGUGCGCUUCCAUCCAAAGCGGACCGUUUCCAAUCCAGUCUGACUGAGAAGGCUUAUAAGGCUGCUGCCUUGUCAGUCCGGGCUCUCAAUGCCAGCUCCCUCCUUAUGGCAUAUCAAGCCGAGCUGGAGGAGGAAAUGCCGGCUCCACCGGAUAAAGUGCUAUGGGACGAAGUGUGCGCCAUCACCGACCACUGUCUCCAUCUGCAUAAGGUGGCAAUCCAGGCUCAGGGCAGAGCCAUGGGGCUCAUGGUCCUGCAAGAGCGGGCUCGGUGGUUAAACCUCACUACCUUGUCAACCAAAGACAAGGAGGACCUCCUCGACACCCCCAUAACACCCCAGGGCCUCUUCGGUGCGGCGGUUACGUCCAUGCAGAAGAGGUGUGAGGAGAAAAAGAGGGAAGACGAGGCGCUGAAGUUGUGUCUACCAAGGAAGGCUCCAGCAGCCCCCCCUCCGGCUCAACGCCAAACAACCUCCCUGGACGAGGUGAGCGCGAUGGCGCUGCCCCCCACUCUGGCUCCGUUCACCCCAUCGUUCUUGUUAACGAGCAGGUUCACACAGCUCGGUUGUGUUCGGCGCAUGGACAGCGGGAUGUUCGACCCGUCCCAGCGCCCCCUGGAGAGAAGCAGAGACAAUGUUCAGCAAACGGUUUGCCCCAGCGGCACCGGGGAAUUAGCCAACAAGCAGUGCCGCACUCCUCUACCAAAAGAGGGCGCCCUCACUCCACGUAUAGACUGGCCUGUCAGUCCUCUGUCACUGAAACUGGAGAGCUGGUCAAAAUGCACAGCAUCAGAGUGGGUGUUAAAAACACUAAGCAGGGGAUACAGACUGCAGUUCGCUGCAAAGCCCCCGCCGUUCAGGGGUGUAAUUCAGUCACAAGCUGCAGGCGAAGCCGCUCUUUAUCUACGGGAGGAGAUUUCCUCUCUGUUAGAGAAGGGAGCGAUAAAAAUUGUCCCCCCCUCAGACAGCAACAACGGCUAUUAUUCCAGAUAUUUUCUGGUCAAAAAGAAGGGGGGGAACGGCAUUCGGGCGAUUUUAGAUCUCAGAGAUCUAAACAAGCACCUCAGGAAAUACAAAUUUCGAAUGCUAACACAUGCGUCUCUACUGCGUUUCCUGCGCGCGGGGGAUUGGUUCACAUCAAUCGACCUCAAGGACGCUUAUUUCCACAUCCCAAUAUAUCCGCCACACAGAAAGUAUCUCAGAUUUGCCUUUCAGGGGACCAGUUACGAAUACUUAGUGCUCCCCUUCGGCCUCUCAUUAAGCCCAAGAGUGUUUGUAAAAUGCACGGAAGCGGCAGUUACACCGCUCAGGAGGCAGGGCGUCAGAAUAGCGACAUAUAUAGACGACUGGCUCAUUGCGGCAUCCUCCCACCAGGAGGCAGCAGACCACACGAAGCUGCUCACAGAACACUUGGGGAAUCUAGGUUUCAGAAUAAAUCUGGAAAAGAGUGUUCUUCUCCCUUGUCAGACCAUCUCCUUCAUAGGUCUUCUUAUAGACUCAGCUCAGGCCAGAGUGAAGCUGACUGGAGAGAGGUUGCAGGCUCUCAGGGACUGUUUAGACCUGUUUCAAAGGGGAAAGUUUGUGUCUUUCAGACUCUGCCACAGGCUGCUGGGGUUGAUGGCCUCAGCCUUGGUGGUGGUUCCAAUGGGACGGUUAUACAUGAAGGGAAUACAGCGUUGGGUGGCUUCUCACCGAUUAGACCCACGCCGUCAGGGAUCUCACAGAGUGAGGGUUUCGGUGGAUUGCACAGCAGCCCUAAUCCCAUGGAGGAAGAGGGGUUUCCUAACACAGGGAGUGCCUAUGGGAGUUGUUCUGUGCAGGAAAGUAAUCACAACAGACGCCUCCUUAGUCGGCUGGGGGGGCGUGUGCGAAGGGAGAGCUGUGAAUGGGACCUGGGAGCCCCACAUGCUCUCGUUCCACAUAAAUUAUCUGGAACUGUUAGCGGUCUACCUGUCGCUGAAACAUUUCCUACCUUUUCUGACGGGACAGCAUGUGUUAGUUCGAACAGACAACACCACAGUAGUGGCUUAUAUCAACAGACAGGGGGGCCUGAGGUCCCUUCAAUUACACACACUGGCACACAGACUGAUUGUCUGGAGCAGCAAUCAUUUUCUGUCCCUGAAAGCCACUCAUGUGCCUGGGGUUCUGAACCAUGGAGCAGAUCUUCUGUCCAGGGGAAACCCCCUUUAUGCAGAAUGGAGACUGCAUCCGAGUGUGGUGAAUCUGGUCUGGGAGCGGUACGGGCAGCCAUCAGUAGACCUCUUUGCAACAGGGGAGAACUCUCAGUGUCCCCUGUUCUUCUCCCUUCACGAUCAGAAUGCACCCUUGGGGGUGGAUGCAUUUGCUCAUCAGUGGCCUCACGUCCUGCUGUAUGCAUUUCCCCCCAUAGCAUUGAUAUCUCCGACUCUAGCCAGGGUACAGAAAGAAGGCCUGUCGAUGAUUCUUAUAGCUCCUUACUGGCCGUCGAAGCACUGGCUGGCAGAGAUAACUCGGCUCCUUUACAGAGAGCCGUGGCCUCUGCCGAUACGCAGAGACCUGUUGACACAGGCGCAUGGACAGAUAUUUCAUCCUCACCCAGAGAGGCUGGCUCUGUGGGCCUGGCCCGUGAGUGGUUUAACUUAA